Molecule: messenger RNA, 1667 nt
Organism: Ornithodoros turicata
Lineage: Eukaryota; Metazoa; Arthropoda; Arachnida; Ixodida; Argasidae
Product: transcription factor Jun-like
Exons: 1
Coding region: 445-1248 (267 amino acids)
Biological process (GO): regulation of transcription by RNA polymerase II; regulation of cell cycle; regulation of cell population proliferation
Cellular component (GO): transcription regulator complex
Molecular function (GO): transcription factor binding; RNA polymerase II cis-regulatory region sequence-specific DNA binding; DNA-binding transcription factor activity, RNA polymerase II-specific
Source: RefSeq, a predicted model, not a curated record
UGGAUAGCCGUUUCUUUAUGCUUCCUCUUUGCGUUAUUUCACUUUUUUUUUUACUCCCACAUCGCGAUUGCGAAAAGCAUUUCCGUUUGCAGAGAGCGAGAACCGGUUUUUGUUUAUAUUUUCGUUCGUUCCAGCGAUAGAGAUAGAGCAGCGCGCUGCCUUCCCCGUUUCUUCUCGCCUUUCCAGUGAGCGAAUGUGACGUCACGCACGGUCUUUUUCUCGGAACUCUUCAUCGAUUGGGGAUUCCGCCGGAGCCAGUCGCUUCUCUAGUCCAAUAGGAAUGCGGCUCUCUGACAUCACGCGGAAGUGACGUACCGGCAGCGCCGUUCUGAGUCACCAUUUUAUAAAACGACCGUGGGUGUUUUUGCAUGACUCAUACCCGUUCUUGUGGUCGCGUUGUGCCGCAUAGGCAGCGUGAAGCCGCUUGACCGAAGUCCAGCGGGAAUGUCGGCCAACAGAAACGGAUCGUCUGCUCGAAAUCCAGUAACCACAUCGUCGUCUGCGAUGGAUUCGAGCGCUUUCUACGAGGAGCGACGGCAAGAGCUACAACAACGUAAGCGUAGUAUGACGUUAGACCUCGAGUCUGGCGGCGGGGCGUCGUCCGAGAAGAAGUCUCGCUACUCGUCGCUGUUGACGUCCCCAGACUUGAACAUGCUGCAACUUGCUUCUCCCGAGCUGGAACGACUCAUCAUAGCGCACAACGGUUUUGUGACGACGACGCCAACCCCGACCCAGACUCAGAUGCUCUUCUCGGGGCGUAACGCCACCGAGGAACAGGAGAACUACGCUCGUGGCUUUGUGGAUGCCCUCGCCCAGCUGCACAAUGGGGGUGUUGGUCCGGACUCAGAAUCGGGAAGCGCCUCGAACGAUAGCAGUAUAGCCAGUUCUUCCAUGUUGGUGAAGGACGAGCCGCAGACGGUGCCCAGCCUCGGGGCGACGCCGCCGCUGUCUCCCAUCGACAUGAGGGACCAAGAAAGGAUUAAGUUGGAAAGGAAACGGCUUCGUAACCGCAUCGCUGCCUCCAAGUGUCGCAAACGUAAGCUGGAACGAAUUUCGCGUCUCGAGGACAAAGUGGCUGGUCUCAAAGCGGAGAAUUCGAACCUUGCCUCAGUUGUCGGGCAGCUACGCGAUCAAGUGUGCCGAUUGAAGCAAGAAGUGAUGCAGCACGUGAAACAGGGUUGCCAGAUCAUGGUCUCCAACUCUGGGUCUCGCACCGAUUACAACGGACACUCGAAGGGACUAUUUUGAACAGUCCAGCCGUGUGGUUGUGUCCAGUCACGUGCUGGAACACGUGCAUCAUCGCCCGUCAGAGGGAGUCGUCUCCCCCUGCAAAAAUGUGAUAGAUAGCCCAGCUGCUGUGUUAUAGCCCAUCGGAGCGUUGUUGUCGGGGCCCUUGACAUCACGACCUUUGCAUGAAAUGAGCAGUAUUGAGCGUCUACCCAAGUCAUUACUUUUCAUCGAGGCACCUUUGAGAGGGGUCUACUUCAUUGUGAAGAGGAGAUUUAUGUGAGUGCCAUGUUUCAUGUUGAGGAGACAUUGCGAUGCUUUAAUACCGUCGAGUGUGAUGGUUUUACACCCCAUGUACAGACAAUCACAGAGAAAAGGGGGACACAUUGAUUUAGUGCCGGAAUUUUCUGGUCACAAAUAAAUCGUGUAUAUAAAUUUCA